Molecule: messenger RNA, 699 nt
Organism: Vicia faba (fava bean)
Lineage: Eukaryota; Viridiplantae; Streptophyta; Magnoliopsida; Fabales; Fabaceae
Source: the annotation of a GenBank genome assembly
AUGGCGCUGGGUGUACCCGCUGUUCCGUUCACGUACGUUGUUCAUGUUCUUGGUGUUGUCGCCGCCGUGUUGGUUUUGGUCUGGAAUAUACACUUCAGAGGUGGGUUGGCUUGGAGUUCUCACAACAAAGCUCUCAUCUUCAAUCUUCAUCCUGUUCUUAUGCUUAUUGGCUUAAUAAUAUUUGGAGGUGAAGCAAUUAUAAGUUACAAAUCUCUUCCAUUGAAGAAGGAAGUGAAGAAACUGAUACACCUUGUUCUCCACGCGAUUGCGUUAAUACUUGGAAUAAUUGGAAUUCUAGCCGCGUUCAAGAAUCAUAAUGAAAGUGGGAUUGCCAAUCUGUACAGCUUGCAUUCAUGGCUUGGAAUUGGGGUUAUUUCCUUUUAUGGCAUUCAGUGGAUAUUUGGGUUUGUGGUAUUUUUCUACCCUGGUGGGAGUUCAGAGAUAAGACGUGAGUCAGUUCCAUGGCAUGUAUUAUUUGGGCUGUUUGUGUAUAUUUUAGCUCUUGCCACUGCUUCUCUUGGGUUUCUGGAAAAGCUCACAUUCUUGGAGAGUUCAGGAGUUGCAAAAUAUGGUUCUGAGGCUUUACUUGUCAACUUCACUGCAAUAAUCACAAUCUUAUUUGGUACUUUUGUUGUAUUAUCUGCCAUAUCUCAAGCUCCACCAGCUACUGAUGACUAUGCACCCAUAUCAGCUAAUUAA